CCUGCAUAUACAGCACGCAAUCGCGGCCGCACGCUACAUAACGCCGCGCAGCAGUGCUCCCGACAGCUGUCUUCGCUGCUCAAGAGACGCCGCCGCGAACGGAAGCGUCCUCGCGCCGCCGUACGCCCAAAACAACUGCCUGCUUUUCCGCCGCCGCCCGCCGCCGCUGCGCCAAAAGGAAGCACAAAAAUGGGUAGAGCCAACCGCACGGCCAAGCGCCGCCGCGCUCAGGUUGAAACGACGCAGCAGAGCGAACUCUAUCAAAGUGGCGCCGGCCUGCGGGGCGGCGAGGCCCGCGCGCGCCUGCGGGAGCAGCUAUGGAAGCGCAAACUCGCCCAGUGGAGCCGCGUCGGCGACAGCGCCGAGAAGCUCGAGGCGUUGAAGCGCGCCGGCAUUAACUUAGAAGAAUUUGACCUGAGCAGCGUCUUCCGCAAGGACGGCGACGGCGUCGAGGGCGACGCUUCGACGGAACCGCCCUUCGUGCUCGAGACCGGCGGCGAGACCUUCCGCGUCCACGCGCCGCCCGAGGUCAUCGAGGCGUUAUGGAAGCGCCUCCAGGAGCUACGGGAGAAGGUCGCCGAUCUGGCCAAGAAAUACGGCCUGGAGCCGUCGCAGUCGGACGUCAACUCCCUCGCGGAGCUGCUGAACGAGGCGAUCGCGCACAUCAUGUGCUUCGACCCCGACACCGACGACCACCUGCGGGACGGCAAGACCAACAAGGCGAACGUGUGCGUGGGCAAGGUCAUCGGCCCGAACUCCUUCAUCAAGAGCACGGAGAAGCACGACGAGAUCGCGAAGGGCGACGCGGAGAAGAAUGGGGGCUUCGUCCAGGACAUCUACCCGAUCUUGAUGAGGAAGAAGGACGACAACGACAACUCGAUCACGCCCUCGACCGAGUUCCGCCGGGCGUGCGGCGGCGCCGAGCGGGCCGACGCGCUCAUGGAGGUCCACCUCGAAGCCAUCGCCGUGACGUUCUUGAUCUACGAGCUGGCCCACGGCGAGAAGCCGGCCGUGGCGACGUGGGGCGAGGACGCGUGCGCUGCGAUGGAGGCGGUGUUCGGCGACGCCGUGAACAACCUCGGCCGCCACAUCCAUCCCAUGGCGGGGACUUUGAUUUACCGGGGUUGCUGGGGCCACCUCGACUUCGAGAAGCACAUCGUGGCCUCGGACCGCUGCCUCACGGCCAUCGCGAAGCACCUGGGGAUGACGGUGCUGGGCGCCGGCGGCGAGAUCAAUUACUGGCGCCGCAUGUACGCCAACGACGCCGACGUUAUCGCCGAGGCGAGGGAGGAGACGUAGCGGUCUGCGUGGAAAUCAUCAACCAGGAGUUGCCCGCGGUGCUGCGGCGCCUUCACGCCAUCGACGCGCGUCGUCUCUAGGAGAGGAGGUCGUGGGUGGUUUCUUUUCCGAUUUUGAGGCCAUUCAGACGGUGAUACUGAGAAUUAUUGUGGAGACCAUCGUAAACCUCCACGCCAUUGAGAAGACGCAGUCACGGGGCGACGUCGCGUCGAUGGCGUGGGACUACGUCGUGUCGAUGGCGUGGGACGACGUCGUGUCGAUGGCGUGGGACGACGUCGUGUCGAUGGCGUGGGACGCCUGAAAUUUGAUUUCCACACAGGUCGCGGUUUAUGAAGAAGCUCUGGGCGGACCCGGACGGCGUCUUCCGCAAGUCGCUGGAGGACGGGGCGAUGCGGGAGGCGCUCGAGAAGCUGCUCGAGGAGGGCUGGGCGCCGGGCGGCGUGUUCCGGCGCAUGGUCGAGGUAUGUGUGGAAAUCAACCAGUGAGUUAGGUUCCGUGGGGCGUCCGAAGUUUGAUUUCCACACAGGUCGAGGACCGGGACAGCGCGUGGUGGGCGGGCAUCGCGCGGCGCCGCGCGGCCACGGAGGCCCGGUGGGCCGAGAAACGGGCGGCCCACGAGGCCUCGGGCCGCGGCGGCAACUUCGCGAGGUACGGGACCGAGUUCGCGUGCGUGGCGGGUCGCUACGAUACGUUUCGGGUGCGGGUGUACCUCGGCGACGGGUCGAGGCUGGAAGCAACCUACAGCGAUGUGCACGUGGCGGCGCUCGUAGCCGACAUCGCGCAGAUGGCGCGCGGCCGCGAGGCGCUCAACUACCCGACGCGCGCCGUGUGCCUCGCCGUGCCGCCGCCGCCGGACGUGUUAGAAGAGAUGAUGCGGCAGGCGGCCGGCGGCGGCCCCGCGGCCGGCGGCGGUCCCACGAUUCGGGUCGUUCUCAGAGAGACGAUCGAGCAGUGCCGCGUGCGCUGGGUCGUCUCGCAGACGCUGGCGCGCGAGCUGUCGAAGAUUCGGUCGACGGAGGUUCGACGCGAACUCGUGAAGCUGCGCGAGCGGGACGGCGUCCUGGACGACGUCGUCUGCGACGCGAUCGCGGCGCGUGUCGACGCGCUGGACCUCGAGCGGAUGCUGGGCGACCGGCUCCGUGCCGAGGGCUUCGCCGAGCCUCCGGGAGACGGCCGCGUCGCGAACGGGAAGAAACGCGGCCGCGCCUCGUCUGCGUCGACGGGCCAGUGGGCGACCCGCGCUGAACGCGCGGCGAAAAGGGCCAAACGCGACGCCUGAACCAACACCUGAGCGGACGUCCGCACGAGAGCUUGAGUCAACACUCAAGCCGACGCGCGGGACGUCGCCUGGGUUGAGGUACAGGUAAGAUAAGAUCCCCCUGAGAGCACAUCACAGACCUGGUGUUUUUCAAUACCAUUCGUACUCGAAGUUUAAUAGGCAGUAG
Pelagomonas calceolata is the source of this 2744-nucleotide messenger RNA. Lineage: Eukaryota; Pelagophyceae; Pelagomonadales; Pelagomonadaceae. The record is from the annotation of a GenBank genome assembly.